GUCGUCACCAACAAUCCUAUCCGCAAACUCGUUGAACCUUCAACCCUCUUCGUCCAACCAAAACCUUGUAAACAGACGAAUAACAAAGAUUCAAACCCCCAAAAUUCUCACCCAUUUUCCAUGGCAAAAACCUGAUAACCUUGCUAUCAUCAUCGAAUUAUGGCCUCCAUAUCCACCUGCUUCACCAUAACACCUAAAUCUCAUCCAAACCCCUCAUCAAUCUUUUCCCUUAAACCCUCCUCCCAAUUUCACUACUCUCUUAGGGCGCAUAAUGAUGUUUUCCAUAGGGAACUAUUGAGAUUUGAGAGACACCAUAGUGGUAGUAAUAGUAAUAGUAGAAGCUUUGUAUCUGAAAUAAGGGCUGGUUUCAAUGUUCCGUCGGUGGAAGCGACCGCGAGGAUUAGGCCAGGGAAGGUAAUUGAGAGCGAUAAAUUGUCGGCGGAUGUGAGGAAGCGGACGAUGGACGCUGUGGAUAAGUGUGGAAAGAGGGUGACAGUUGGUGAUGUGGCAAGUAAGGCUGGGAUUAAGUUGACUGAAGCUCAAAAGGCUUUACAGGCCCUUGCGGCUGAUACUAAUGGCUUCUUGGAGGUUUCGGACGAAGGUGAUGUUCUCUAUGUGUUUCCAAAAGAUUAUCGUACAAACCUUGCAGCCAAGUCGCUUAGGAUAAAAUUGGAACCUCUGUUUGAGAAGGCAAAGUCUGGUGCUGAAUACUUGAUCAGGGUUACUUUUGGAACAGCAUUAAUUGCUUCCAUUGUUAUUGUUUAUACAACAAUCAUUGCUAUUAUUUCGAGUAGUAGUGAAGAAGAUAAUCGAGGAAGACGCAGAGGAAGAUCUUUUGAUUCGGGAUUCUCUUUCUAUCUUAGUCCAGCAGAUUUGUUUUGGUAUUGGGAUCCAUAUUACUAUAGGAGGCGGCGAGUUCGAAAAGAAGAUAAUGGAAUGAAUUUCAUUGAAUCUGUAUUUUCGUUUGUGUUUGGUGAUGGUGAUCCAAAUGAAGGUAUUGAAGAAGAGAGGUGGAAGUUGAUUGGUCAGUACAUUGCAUCGAAUGGUGGUGUUGUUACAGCAGAGGAACUUGCUCCAUAUCUUGACGUACAAAAUGCUGAGAAGACGGAUGAUGAUGACUCAUACAUAUUACCUGUUCUUCUGCGUUUUGAUGGUCAACCAGAAGUGGAUGAAGAGGGGAACAUUCUGUAUCGGUUUCCAUCACUUCAACGUACAGCUACUUCACAAAGAAGUGGUAGGAAGGAAUACGUGGGUAGAAAAUGGACUGAAUGGGUGGGAGGCGUUGAUAAGUUCUUCAAGGAGAAAAAAUGGGAUUUCAGUAAAAUUAGCAACACAGAGAGGGCAAUGGUUGCUGGUUUGGGCGCACUUAAUCUCUUUGGGGUGAUUGUUCUUGGGACCAUGUUGAAGAAUCUGACAGUCACACCAAGCGGCUUCAUUUCAUUUGUAUCUGAAAUAUUUCCUGUUCUCCAGAUCUACGCUGCCUCCUUCUUUGCUAUUCCUUUGGUCCGAUGGUUCAUCACUCAAAAGACAAAUGCUGAAAUAGACAAAAGGAACCAAGCUAGGGAGCAGCGUGCACGAGCACUUGAAUUGCCAGAUGUCUCCCUCAGACGAAAGAUUCUGAGUGCUCGGGACAUGUCUCAGAGGACUGUAAUCGGGGAGGAUCGGAUUGUGUACACCACGGAAAAAGACAUAUUCGAGCAAGAGUAUGACACAAAGGAGUGGGAUCGGAGAUUUAAAGAGAUCGAGAAAUCUGAUUAAUAUUUAUACAUACGGUUACCCUGAUGAAAAGGGAAAUCAAUGGGUAUGGGGUAGCCUUCGCUUCAAGUUCAUUGUUUCGGUGUCGAUUUGAAGCUAUAAACGGAAAUCUGGGCUCCCAUUGUUGACGAUAUAAAUUCCAUGUGAUUUUAGUCUCCUUUUUUACCAUGUUCGCUUACAUUCUUUAGUAUUCGACAUUUUCUGGUCGGUUAAACGUCAUAAUUAUUGUAUUUUUUAGGACAUCGAUUGCAAAUCUCAUACAUUUGUAAGGUUCAAAUCAA
Cynara cardunculus var. scolymus (artichoke) is the source of this 2036-nucleotide messenger RNA. RefSeq lists its product as uncharacterized. Gene Ontology annotation, cellular component: chloroplast envelope. The transcript is spliced from 13 exons. Lineage: Eukaryota; Viridiplantae; Streptophyta; Magnoliopsida; Asterales; Asteraceae. The coding region runs from base 160 to 1758 and encodes 532 amino acids. The record is from RefSeq and is a predicted model, not a curated record.